AUGAGCAGCUCCCGUCAAAUUGGCCGAACGUAUUUCAACCAGACGGUCGAGGAGUUGGAAGCGGACAAAUGUGCGACUGAAGGCAUUCUCACCGCGUUGACCUCUUCUCUCAUGACCCUCAAUCACUCGUUCGUCAUCCUCAUCGUCUUCGCCAGCUUUUUCCUGACUGCGUUCGCAUUCCGAACCCUCUGGAAACCGAAUGUAUUCCCGAAAUGUGCCCAAAUUCUUCUCUGGUCGGCCCUCGUCAACGGAUUUGUUCACCAAUGCUCAAUGCUUAUUAUUAGAGUGAGUUCGGAACAACAAACGGUUAAUCGAGUUCGCCCAAUCGGUCCUUUCUAGGUCAAAGCUAUUCAUCACACAAUACUGUACUCUUCCGACGCGUGCUCUAUCCAGUUCCACACAUCACAGUGCAUGAUCGACAACUUUGUCUAUUACUUCACAAAUCUCUUCGGCUCCUUCUUCCUGGCUUCUCUCUUCCUCGACCGACUCAUCUCCAUCAAACGGCACUAUUCCCUGUUCAAGUGCAUAGCUCUCUCCGCUUCGUCUACAUCGCCUUCCAAAUCGUCGGCGCCUGCCUCGUCCUUUUCUGGGUCUUCUACAAUGUUCCGUUCGUCGGAUACGUUCCCACCUGCGUCUAUCCUCCGCAGGCAUCGCUCAUCCGAUUCUACAAAACCAACGUUUAUCGUCUAAUUGCUCUUUUCCUCAUUCUGUUUGCGUCACUUGUCGUGCUAUUAGUCAACAGAAAUCGAGAGAAAAGGUGAGUAUUCUCAGAGUAGUCUUAAUGAAUUCCGAGUUUAGAAUGAUCCACAUUGUCUACGACACCGAAUCUCGCUACAAAUCCUAUGAGAACUUUCUGACGACCAGGGCUGUCUGCCUGAUAAUCUUCUCCCAAAUCGGGUGUCUCGCGUCCACGUCACUUGGAAGUAAACUCCGAGAGCAUUAGAACCUAUUAACAAACUUGUUUAUUUUCAGCCGGCAUCAUUCACAUGUACGAACUGCAGAUGUCCGAGUCUCUCUUCCAUUUCCUCGUCGCCUGCAUGACGGUUAAUUCUACCCUUUCUCAAAUGUGACUCAUCCUUUCCAUUUCAGGGUGUCACCUACUCGAAUUUCUUCCUCCCAAUCGUAAUCUGUCAACAGAAUUCUCAAAUCAUCAACCGUCGUCGCACUACAAUCGGACUUUUGCGUCAAGAGAAACGGACGCCCGAGGGGCACUUCAUUUCGCUCGGAGAGGCUUGGAAAUAG
Caenorhabditis sp. 36 PRJEB53466 is the source of this 1242-nucleotide messenger RNA. NCBI's taxonomy places the organism in Eukaryota, Metazoa, Nematoda, Chromadorea, Rhabditida, Rhabditidae. The record is from the annotation of a GenBank genome assembly.